Messenger RNA from Trematomus bernacchii (emerald rockcod), 1816 nucleotides. RefSeq names its product cell wall protein DAN4-like. The transcript is spliced from 2 exons. Bases 173 to 1105 code for a protein of 310 amino acids. NCBI's taxonomy places the organism in Eukaryota, Metazoa, Chordata, Actinopteri, Perciformes, Nototheniidae. The record is from RefSeq and is a predicted model, not a curated record.
ACCUGCCCCUCCUGAAGCGUGAUGCUAUUGUAUAAAGGAUAAUCUCAGUAGAAGUAGACCAGGUUACAGUGGGGAACUUCACUGCACUAUAAACCAUCAGCCUGCCGUCCUUGCAUCAGGACGUUUACAGCAACAUUUUUGGUACAUCUUUGCCCCUUCUCCACUCUCCACCAUGAAGUUAUUUUGCAUUCUGGCUGUGCUGACAUUGGUAAAGGGACAAAGUGUGGCCAUGCCUGAGUCAACAACUACAACGAACCCCUCAACAACUACAACUGUUGGCCAGUCUACAACUACAACCGUUCCCCUAAAUUCUACGACUACUGGUCGGACCACAACCACCCCUACACCAACAACUACAACCAGCUCCACAACUGUUUAUACAGCUGUUGCCCAGUCUACGACUACAACUGUUCCCCCAAGUUCUACGACUACUGGUCGGACCACCCCUACGCCAACAACUACAACCAACUCCCCAACCACUUCUACAGCUGUUGCCCAGUCUACGACUACAACUGUUCCCCCAAGUUCUACGACUACUGGUCGGACCACAACCACCCCUACACCAACAACUACAACCAGCUCCACAACUGUUUCUACAGCUGUUGCCCAGUCUACGACUACAACUGUUCCCCCAAGUUCUACGACUAGUGGUGGGACCACCCCUACGCCAACAACUACAACCAACUCCCCAACCACUUCUACAACUGUUGCCCAGUCUACAACUACAACUGUUCCCACAAGUUCUAUGAUUACUGGUCGGACCACGACCACCCCUACGCCCACAACUACAACCAACUCCUCAACUGUUUCUACAACUGUUGCCCAGUCUACGACUACAACUGUUCGCCCAAGUUCUACGACUAGUGGUGGGACCACCCCUACACCAAUGGAUACAACCAACACCUCAACCACUUCUACUGUUACUGUUACCCCAACCAUUUCUGUGACUGCUACAAUCAACCCUACCACCAUAAGACCAAGCUCCUCUCCAAACACCACAACAAAGACUUCGACGACCCAAACUACCACCAGUGGAGGCUCAGGAGUCGAAGGCUCUGUGCUGUUUUCUGUUGUGCCAUUGUUGCUCUACACGCUCUGCCCCUGAGCAGCAAAUCUCACCUAAGGGAUGAAAAGAGGAAGAGAGUUCCUCGAGGUGUUAAUGUUUCUAAUAGUGUGAAUAGGUAAAUUGGAAUUAAUGCAGAUCCAUGUAGGGACUGAAUGACCAAGUUAAAUCUAUUCACAGCACAGCAUAACAUUUUCAGAUUGUUCUUUUUUUGGUAUUCCGUUACCAUGUUUAUUAAUUAACUUAAGGUAUUUGUGAUCAGCAGGUUAACAUUUAACAUGUCAUAUAAUGGAUCUAAAGUAUAUCUGGCAUCAGGAAUAACUUUAAACUGAGAAAAUGAUGGGAUGACAGAUGUUACUUGUAAAUGUGUGUUUGGUGUAUGAUAACAUGUUUGGUCUGAUGGCUGCAUGACAAUCAUAUUAGACAGAGUAAGUACAUUCCUUAUAGGGUCUGUAUACGCACAUUUAUACAUAUACUGUACCAAACAUUGAUUCUAAAUGUAUAACAUUAACGAGAAUGAGACAAAAUGGGUGCCAUUUUAACUUUUUGAACAAUCUUUUAUGUAGUUAAAACAUCGGGAUGAGAAGAGGUAUUGUGGCAGAUAUACAGUACAAAGAAAUAAAAGCAAAUAACCAAACGUAAAAAUAAUACAUUAAUUUGCAUUUAUACACCAUUUAAAAAGCAUAAGCAAAUCAUGCAAUUAAAUGAGAUUCAACUAAAUUGUAAAGAUGCAAUAAAGUAUCAAGUUUAUUU